Messenger RNA from Jatropha curcas, 3946 nucleotides. NCBI's taxonomy places the organism in Eukaryota, Viridiplantae, Streptophyta, Magnoliopsida, Malpighiales, Euphorbiaceae. The record is from RefSeq and is a predicted model, not a curated record.
UCAAGUAAAUCUGAAAAAGAGUGGUUGUGAUGUGAUCGUCACCACAACCUACUGUAGCAACAGCUUCGUUAUUUAAGUCUGGGGAAGCAGGCUGUUUUACUUCACUUCAAGCCUUCACCCGCUUCUUUCUCUUUCUCUUCUUUGAUCAGCCAUUCUAAGCUUUCGCCAAGUGAUCAUCACUUACUUCCUGCAGAUUAAGGAUUUCAAAUUCCUUCUUUUGUUUGCUUUUAUAUUCCAUUCCUUCAUAUUUAGUCUGUUUUCUCCUUGUUGUUUUCCAUUUCUCAUUUUGAUUCCAAAACCACAAUCUUUUCUCCUCUCUCUUCUUUUUAUGUUAAUUGCUUAUUAUUAGUUGAUUUUCUUUCCAAUUCUCAAUCUUUUUCCUGUCCCUGUCCUGAACUUGUUUUCCUACAAAAAAAAAAAAAAACAAAAAAAAAAAGAACCAAUUAAGGAGCAAAUGGACACACUUGUGGGAACUGGAGUAACAAAAGUUACAGAACCGUUGAUUGAUUCAGUAUUGCGUCAAAUUGGGUAUAUAUGGAACUACCGGGACAACCUCCAGAGCUUGAGAGCUCAAGUACAAAAACUGAAAGGUGAAAUGCAAGUUUUGGAGCAUAAAAUGGAGAAUGCUAGACAAAAAGGAGAACAAAUUGAAGAUCUUGUGAAGAGCUGGCUGAAAGAUGCGAAUGAGAAAAUUGAAGCUUCUGAGAAAAUUUUGGAAGAUAAUGACAGAGCGAAUCAUUUUUGCUUUAUGGGAUGCUGUCCUAAUAUGAAGACCCGCCACCAGUUCAGCAGAAAAGCAAAUAAAAAGACACAAGUUCUGGUUGAGGUUCGAAACGAAGGCAAGUUUGAGAAAAUCUCCUACCGCACUGCUCUCAAGGGGAUAGGCCCUCCUAAGGAUUAUGAAGCCUUUGAAUCCAGAAUGCUAAUUUUGAACCAAAUGCUGGAGGCUCUAAAAGAUGUUGAUGUUACUAUGAUUGGGGUGUAUGGAAUGGGAGGUGUGGGCAAGACAACACUAGAGGAAGAAAAUUCUCUUGUAAUUCUUGAUGAGUUUUGGGAACUAGAAGAUAUCGGAAUUCCUCUUGGCACCGAACAUAAAGGAUGCAAGAUACUGAUGACAUCCAGAAAUCUAAAUGUAUUGCAUGAGAUGGGCACAGAGAGGAAUUUCAAGCUUCAAGUUUUAGAGGAUGAAGAGGCAAGGGAAUUAUUUGAGAAGAAGGUGGGAACUCUAAAACAUUCGCAGAUAAAACCUAUGACAGAUGAAGUUGCAAAGAGAUGUGCAGGUUUGCCAAUUUCAAUUGUGGCAGUUGCAACAGCAUUGAAAAAUAAGGGGUUGGAAGAAUGGAAGGAUGCAUUGGAACGGCUGAAAAGGUCUGAUGCGGAUGAUAUGGAUAAGCAAGUUCAAUCUUGUUUUGAUUUAAGCUACAGAUAUUUGGAAAAUGAUGAAAUCAAAUCACUAUUCUUACGCUUAAGCGCAUAUUUAUUUCUUAGCGAUAGAGUAGACCAAUUGCUGAAAUAUGUUUUGGGCUUGAGUUUAUUCAAGCCAUGCAGAAACUUAGAGGAAACAAGAAAUAGACUUCAUAAGUAUGUUAAUGACCUCAAAUCCUCAUGUUUGCUGCUAGAAGGUCGGAGGGAUGGAGAAGUCAAAAUGCACGACGUUGUUCGCAGUUUUGCUAUUUCAACUGCAUCUAGGGAUCAUCACGUCUUCACUGUAGCACAUGACAAGGUAUUAGAAUGGCCACCUAAAUCUAAACUUGAACAGUGCACCGCAAUCUCUUUAUAUUGUACUGAAAUACCUGAGUUUCCGACAACACUUGAAUGCCCGCAACUGCAAUCAUUUCUACUAAGUUAUCCUGGUUUGGGUCUCUCGUUAAGAAUCCCAGAUGACCUUUUUACUAUGACAACAGACCUGAAAGUUUUGGAUUUAACAGGCAUAAGUUUAUUGUCACUACCUUUGUCAAUUCAAAUUCUUGAGAAUCUUCAAACCUUGUGUUUGGAUGAUUGUAAGUUGGAAGAUAUAAGUAUAAUCGUAAAGCUCAAGAAGUUACAAGUUCUCAGCCUUAUGAACUCUGAUAUUGUUCGAUUGCCAAGGGAAUUGGAGCAGUUGACUCAUCUGCGACUUUUAGAUUUGAGCAACUGUUCUAGCCUAGAAGUGAUUCCUCGCAAUGUCCUGUCAAAGUUAGUCCGAUUGGAGGACUUGCGUAUGGGUAACGGCUUUGUACAAUGGGAGGGAGAAAAACAAGGUGGUGUAGGGAAAAAUGCUAGCCUCUCUGAAUUGAAGGCUCUAUCAAAUCUAGUCGCUCUAGAGAUACACAUUCUUGAUGCAAAUAUACUGCCUAGAGAUUUGUUCUCUGAAAAGCUGGAGAGAUUUAGAAUAUUCAUUGGGGAUGGGUGGAAUUGCUCUGAUGAUAUGUAUGCAACGUCAAAAGUGCUGAAACUCAAGUUUAACACAAGUGUUCACCUUGAGGGAAUAAAAGUCUUAUUGAUGACAACUGAACAUCUACAUUUGGAUGAGCUGAACGGUGUAAAAAAUAUCCUCCAUGAGUUAGACGAAGAAGGUUUUCCAUACUUGAAGAAACUCUACAUCCAAAAUAGUCUUGAUAUUGAACAUAUUAUAGACUGGAGGAGGAUGAGCCAUUUCAUUGCUUUCCCCAAGUUGGAGUCAUUAUUUCUACAAAAUUUAAAGAAAUUGGAGAAGAUUUAUCACGGCCGUUAUGUGAUGGGGUCUUUCAGCAAUUUAAGAAAAUUAAAGGUCGGAAAUUGUAAUGUAUUGAAGAAUCUCUUUUCGUUCUCUAUGCUCAAGGGUCUUGUGGUGCUCGAAAAAAUAAAUGUAAGCCGUUGUGAAAUUUUGAAAGAGAUUGUUGCUAUGGAAACAAGAGAAGAUUCUGAAAUUAAGUUGCCACAGUUACGCAAAUUGAAAUUGGAAAAUUUACCUCAGCUUACAUGCUUUUGCUCCCAAGGGGAUGUGCCUUCCAUAUCCCAAAGCCAGCAACAGCUUCUACGAGCUCUGGAGAAGUCAUAUUGGAGGAUGAAUCUGCAACUCUUUAAAAACUGUUAUUUAUGUUUUGGAGUUGACAGUACUUCCAUUUUCUCUAUAAGUAUGUUGAGUUUGACAUUUUCAGAAUUUGAUGUUAACUCCAUGAAAUUUUUACUUCAGAUUUUGUUUCCCAACUUGGAAAAUCUGCGUAUCACGAACAUGCACACAUUGAAGAUGAUAUGGAACGAUGAACUCUGUGUGGAUUCCUUUUAUAGAUUGAAAGUACUCGAAGUAGAGCAUGGAAAAGAACUAUUGAAAGUUUUUCCAUCUAAACAGUUGCUGAGAUUCAAGAACUUAGAAAGAUUGAUGGUUAAGGAUUGUAAUUUAGUGGAAGAGGUAUUUGAUCUCCAAGUAUUGAUGAAAAUACAAGAAGAAACAGAUGUUGCAGCAACCACUCAGACUCAAUUGAGAUAUUUGAUUGCAAGAGAACUCCCAAAUUUGAAGAAUGUAUGGAAUGGGGAUCCUAGUGGAAUUUUGUCCUUUCAUAACCUACAAAAUGUGCAUGCAUGGGAUUGUCCAAAUUUGAAAGAGCUAUUCCCAUUUUCAAUAGCUCAAAGUCUUCCACAACUUGAACUGCUGAAUAUAGAUGGUUGCGGGAUGGAGGAAAUUGUUGCCAAAGAGGAAAGAGCAGAAGCAACUCCUAAGUUUACAUUUGGUCGACUGAAGUCCUUAUACCUUUGGAGAUUAAAUGGAUUAAAGUCUUUUUACUCAGAAAACCACAUCUUAGAAUGUCCGCAGUUAGAAAAAUUGAGUGUCUAUGGCUGUGAUAAAUUGGAAAUUUUUACUUCAGAACCUGGGGAUUUGCAAACAAUGGAUUUGGAGAAGCAGGAGACUCAAUUGAAGAUUCAGGUUCCGCAGCCAUUUUUUUCAUUUAGAAAGGUAUGUAAGAAAAUGUGUUUUUUUCAAUUUUAA